CAGGAGCGCGGAGCCGCCGCCGCUGCCGCCUCGGCCAUGCGGCUCCCGGGCCGGGGGCCUGGGCUCGGGCCCGCGCCGCCCCUUGCGCGUCUCCCUCGCUGAGCCAGCGCCCGGCCGGGGCGCCGCCCGGCACCAUGGUGCAGAAGUCGCGCAACGGCGGCGUGUACCCCGGCCCGAGCGGGGAGAAGAAGCUCAAGGUGGGCUUCGUGGGCUUGGACCCCGGCGCGCCCGACUCCACCCGGGACGGCGCGCUGCUCAUCGCCGGCUCCGAGGCUCCCAAGCGCGGCAGCAUCCUGAGCAAGCCGCGCGCCGGAGGCGCGGGCGCCGGGAAGCCCCCGAAGCGCAACGCCUUCUACCGCAAGCUGCAGAAUUUCCUGUACAACGUGCUGGAGCGGCCGCGCGGCUGGGCGUUCAUCUACCACGCCUACGUGUUCCUGCUGGUCUUCUCCUGCCUCGUGCUGUCAGUCUUCUCCACCAUCAAGGAGUACGAGAAGAGCUCGGAGGGAGCACUCUACAUCUUGGAAAUCGUGACCAUCGUGGUGUUCGGUGUGGAGUACUUUGUGCGGAUCUGGGCGGCGGGCUGCUGCUGCCGGUACCGCGGCUGGAGGGGACGGCUCAAGUUCGCCCGGAAGCCCUUCUGUGUGAUAGACAUCAUGGUGCUCAUCGCCUCCAUCGCUGUGCUGGCCGCUGGGUCCCAGGGCAACGUGUUCGCCACGUCGGCGCUCCGCAGCCUGCGUUUCCUGCAGAUCCUGCGCAUGAUCCGCAUGGACCGGCGUGGCGGCACCUGGAAGCUGCUGGGCUCCGUGGUCUACGCCCACAGCAAGGAGCUGGUGACAGCUUGGUACAUCGGUUUUCUGUGCCUCAUCCUGGCCUCCUUCCUGGUUUACUUGGCGGAGAAGGGGGAGAAUGAUCACUUUGACACUUACGCUGAUGCCCUGUGGUGGGGCCUGAUCACCCUGACGACCAUUGGUUAUGGAGACAAGCUACCCCAGACCUGGAACGGGAGGCUCCUGGCCGCGACCUUCACCCUCAUUGGCGUCUCCUUCUCGCUCUUCCCGCGGUAAGGCAUUCUGGGGUCUGGCUUUGCUCUGAAAGUUCAAGAGCAACAUCGGCAGAAGCACUUUGAGAAGAGGCGGAACCCUGCAGCGGGCCUGAUCCAGUCAGCCUGGAGGUUCUGCACCAACCUGUCCCGCACGGACCUCCACUCCACGUGGCAGUAUUACGAGCGCACGGUGACUGUGCCCAUGUACAGCUCGCAAACUCAAACCUACGGGGCCUCCAGACUCAUCCCGCCUCUGAACCAGCUGGAGCUUCUGCGGAACCUUAAGAGCAAAUCCGGGCUCACCUUCAGGAAGGAGCCUCAGCCGGAGCCGUCUCCCAGUAAAGGCAGACCGUGCAGAGAGUCCCUGUGUGGAUGCUGCCCCGGACACUCUAGUCAGAAGGUCAGUUUGAAAGACCGUGUCUUCUCCAGCCCCCGAGGUGUGGCUGCCAAGGGCAAGGGGUCCCCUCAGGCCCAGACCGUCCGGCGGUCUCCCAGCGCCGACCAGAGUCUGGAGGACAGCCCAAGCAAGGUGCCGAAGAGCUGGAGCUUUGGGGACCGCAGCCGGGCGAGGCAGGCCUUCCGGAUUAAGGGCGCUGCGUCCCGACAGAACUCGGAAGAAGCAAGCCUCCCCGGGGAAGACAUUGCAGAAGACAUUAAGAGCUGCAACUGCGAGUUUGUGACGGAAGAUCUGACCCCGGGCCUCAAAGUCAGCAUCCGGGCCGUGUGUGUGAUGCGGUUCCUGGUGUCCAAGCGCAAGUUCAAAGAGAGCCUGCGGCCGUACGACGUGAUGGACGUGAUUGAGCAGUACUCGGCCGGCCACCUGGACAUGCUGUCCCGUAUCAAAAACCUGCAGUCCAGGAUAGACAUGAUUGUGGGCCCCCCACCCCCUCCGACCCCUCGGCACAAGCAACACCCCAGCAAAGGACCCGCGGCCCCUCCGAGACGGCCGCCCCAGUACUCACCUAGAGUGGACCAGAUCGUGGGGCGGGGCCCAGCGAUCACCGACAAGGACCGCACCAAGGGCCCGGCCGAGGCGGAGCUGCCCGAGGACCCCAGCAUGAUGGGACGGCUGGGAAAAGUGGAGAAGCAGGUCCUGUCCAUGGAGAAGAAGCUGGAUUUCCUGGUGAACAUCUACAUGCAGCGUAUGGGCAUCCCCCCGACGGAGACGGAGGCCUACUUUGGGGCCAAGGAGCCGGAGCCGGCGCCGCCGUACCACAGCCCCGAGGACAGCCGGGAGCACGGGGACAGGGGUGCUUGCAUCGUCAAGCUUAUCCGCUCAGCCAGUUCCACGGGCCAGAAGAACUUCUCGGCGCCCCCGGCCCAGUGCCCGCCCUCCACCUCGUGGCAGCAGCAGUGCCCCCCGCGCCAGGGCCACGGCACCUCCCCCGUGGGUGAUCCUGGCUCGCUGGUGCGGAUCCCGCCCCCACCCGCCCACGAGCGGUCGCUCUCGGCCUACAGCGGGGGUCCCCGGGCCAGCACGGAGUUCCUGAGGCACGAGGGGGCCCUGCGGGACAGCGACACGUCCAUCUCCAUCCCGUCGGUGGACCACGAGGAACUGGAGCGCUCGUUCAGCGGCUUCAGCAUCUCCCAGUCCAAGGAGAACCUGGACGUCCUCAACACCUGCGGCGCGGCCGCCGCGCCCUGCGCCAAAGUCAGGCCCUACAUCGCGGAGGGCGAGUCUGACACGGACUCGGACCUCUGCACCCCGUGCGGUCCCCCGCCACGCUCCGCCACCGGGGAGGGCCCUUUCGGCGACGUGGGCUGGGCCGGGCCCCGGAAAUGAGGCCGCCCGCUGGCCUCUCCCUGACUCUCGGCCUUCCAGGUGUGCGGAUGGGACUCUCCCAGGCCCUUUCCUCAGAGCGACACGGGUGGGGCCUGUGGGGGUGAAGGCAGACUGGGGGGCACCAGGUCUCACGUGGCGAAGGCUGACAAGAGUUUCUUUUCUAACGAGGGGCAGCCAGGCCGGCCGUGCCCACUGUGAGCCCGUUGGCGCGGGUGCGAGUGGGGGUGACAGCUGAGGACAGACCCCCGGCGGUGGGGAGGAGGCACAGGGCGCCGGUGAGGGUGGCUGCUGCGGGAGGGUCGGUGGCCUUGAGGCUUAGAGGGGAGGGAGCCACGGCCUGUGCCUGCGGCUGCAGGAGGUACGGCUAGCCCCUUGAGUGUGGCUUAUCCUUGUCCCUCGGUCCCUGCCCCCACUGUCCCCGCACGGCAGGCAUGGUGAUGGGCGGUCUUCCAGAGAGCUGCUGGUCAGCACCACCUCCCCCCACCCCCGGGUCCGCACCAGUCCCGAGUCCAGAAUGCUGGCCUGGACAGGAAGGGGUGAGGUGAGGCCCCAGCACCUCCCAGCGUGGGCUCCUGGGGGCCGGGGCUGCUCCCUAGGCCUCUGGAAGAGGGUCCUCAGAGGCUCCCACAGCCACAGGAGGUCUGGGGAUGGGCAGCCCGUGUUCUGUCUGCUCUGCUCAGGCUGGGCACCAGCCACCAGGCCACGACCAGCUCUGAAAGGAGACCUGUGUGCAGCUGGGUGGCUUGGGGCACAGCCAGGCUGGGCUCCUGUUUCCAGGUCCCAGGGCCAGGGGUUUGGUGACCAGAUUCACAUGGUGUCUUUCACUGGGGGUCUUGGCUCCCUGGUCCCUCCCUGGGGCCUUGACAGGACCGGGGCAGGACAAUGAUGUUCUAAGGCCUGGGAAAACCCUUCAAAGCCUCUUGAGGGUUGUGGGGUCCCCUCCCUCUGCAGGGUUCAAGCAGCUCUCUCCUGUAGGAAGCCUCUUUUGUCCCCACUGGAGCUGACCGUCCACUCACCUGCUCUCCACUGACCUGUCCCUUGGCUGGGACUUCUUAAGAGUCAAGGAUGCCCAUCUCCACCCUGGGCCUCAAGGAGCAGGCACCCCCAUCUCUCCUGGGGCAGGCCCCUUGGCCCCAGGGACAGCAGCUGUGGGGUUUCCCUUCUGGGCACUCAGCGCUCAGUGUGUGCAGGCAUCUGGCAGUUGGGACCACGGGUCUGGUCACCUGGCGCUCUCUGAGGUGGUGACCUCGUGUGCACUAGGGCUGGGCGCAGCCAAGCCCGCUGUGGAGCGACUUCCCCUGAAACCUACCUCUCGGGAGAGCCCCACUGCGACUGGGACUGGAAGUGGCCAGUAACAGAGUCGCUCCUGUCCUCUGGGAAGUGCCCAGGAAGCGGUGCUGAGGGUCCCGGGCUCUGGGCCUGGGGUCCUGCAGCUCUCCUUGGGGACUCGUGUCUGUUGAGCAGGCGGGGCCAUGGCUGCGGGCGCUGCCCCUUCCCCUGAUCCUGCUCUGGGCACCUCCUUGCCUGACGGGCAGCCAGAGGUUGGGCCAGCCUGUGUUCGCCCAAGGGUGGCGCCCAGAGCGGGAGGACGAAGGCUCAGAGUUGGGAACCUCUGCUCGUGUCAGGGACCCGGCAUGAGGACACCCCCGUCCCCAGCCUUGGGGAGGGGCAGGCGUGGAGGUGAGUGGCCCCACGGCCUGGAGGGGAGGCGUUCUGGAGCUCUGCUGGUUUUCCCUCAUGCUGAUGAACUGUGUUCCUGAGGGCAGUGUUUCUCUGGCCUUGGGCCUUGCGGUGGUGAGAAGUCCCUGCCAGUGCAGAUACCGUGAGCCCCUGACGUGGCCUGUGUGUCGUGGCCCUGCAGGCUGGCCCUCCCAUCGCUGCCUGCCUCUGGGCUCGGCGCCCUUUACCCUCCUGCCACGGGGGACUCGGGCUGCAGGCCCCUGGGCAAGGCAGGAACCACGGGGUGGCACAGCCACAUCCGUCCCCAGCUCUGGCCCCGUGCCAGCAACGGGGACCCCUCCGCUGCCGGGUCUUGGUCGUCGGGGGCUCCAGGACCUGGGAGGAGGGGGCUCCAGGGCCUGUUCCCCAAACUCCCUGUGCCAUGCGCCCUUGGUAGCCAAGGAAGCCGGCCUCGGAGGGGCAGGGGGUGCCCUAGGCUGCAGCGGGAGGGAUGGGCUGGCCUGCCGGCAGGUCCCACAUCCAGGGAGGGUAUGAUGCCUCCUGCAUGGAGUCUCUGCCCCCUUGGAAGGGAGGCUGGUUUCGGGUACAGGCAGGAGAGAUGGUAUUGUAAAGGUGUCUCCUUGAGACCCGCAGAGCCAGGCCCAAGCAGCGUGCGCACCCCGGGUCCCGCCUCCAGAGGGGUAAGAGCAGGAAGAGGCCCGUGCUGUCACGGGGCGUCUGCGGGGCGCAUGUGACCGGAGUGGGGCUCAGGGCAGCUGUCACCCCUUGGCAGGUGCGGCAGGGUUUCCUGAAGUCCGGGGGAGGCUGGAGUCUGCUCACACUCAGCUCGCAUCUGGGCACACACACACGUGCGCGUGCAUUCACUGCGCUCCUGACUCCCGUGGCCUUUCGUCUGAUCUUUCUGUCUGGGUCUGCCCACUUCAAGCCCCAAGGAAUGGACACAUGGAGUGACAGGUGCUCCCGUGCCCAGGCUCCUGGGCAGCAUGGGCAGAGGGGCCCCCUGGCCCCAUCCAGGGUCCCACACGCCUCACAUCCGCUGCCCAGCAGCUGUCCAGAGCCUCUGGUCGGUUGGAUGCCACCUCACGGUGUGGACUGGGCCGGGAAGCUCUGGGCGUCCAGUUGUGACCCUGGGGCCCUGGCCACCUCCCUCUGCCCUCCUUGGCCAUGUGGGUGUUGUCCCCUCUCUCCCUGGCAUAUUGAGGCCCCGCAUCUCCCCCUUGUCCACAUGCUCGGAGCCGUGACCUUGCUAGUCCUCCCUGGAGGAUGGAGGGGCCCUGGCUACGUGGCAGAGGCUUCCCCUGGCCUGUCCACCUGUCCCCUCCCCUUGGAAGGCCACCGUCAUCCCCACCUGUGGGGUCUGCUCUCAAGCCCCGUUUGGACGCUCCCGGAGCUCACCCUGCCGGGACUGCUGUGUGGAAGCCUACGGGCUUAGGGCAGGUCUGGACCUGCCCCGCGGCCAGCCCUACUCCCUGAGCCCAGAGCACACGAGCCAGCCAGGCACGGUCGACGUCUUUAACGUGGUGAUUUGGCUUAACUGACCUUCUCCCCUCGUACUAGGCUGGAGUCCCCCGGUGGUCACCGAUUCGACACAGUAACACAGAAGCCAAGGGGGCGGCAUCCUCUCCUCCACUGGCCCCACGUUCAGGGGCCCUCCGUAGAGCAGGUGCCCCUUGCCUGUGCCGGGUGUGGAUGGAAUCGGCCCUGAGACGUUUCUAGACACUUUUUGAAGCCCAGAGGUGUGGAUGGCCCCUGGGAGGCCUUUGUAGAAAUGCUGAUGUUUGUAUCUAUUUCGUAUUCUCCCCAAAUUGUAAAUAAUGUACACAGCGGUGGGCUCAGGGGCGUCCCUGACGUGACGCUGCAAGACCAGAGUGAAGACACAUCGUCCCACCCUCCGAUGUCACAAGCCCUUGAAAUAAACGUGGUGUGCAGAGGGACAGCCUGACAGCCCAUGGAGGGUUUGGGGGCACCACAGCAGUGUGGCUGGGUCCCGAGCAGCCGGUGGGGCUCCGUGCCCCUGGUGCCCCCCAGUGCUCAUGGCUCAGAAUCAGACGCUCCCUUCCCUGACCAACGCUGUCCUGAGUCAUCCUCUGCUGCCUUCUGUGACCCCGGAGCGGAUCUUCAGGCCACCUGCUUGGAUGGACCGAAGCUGGGCGAGGGGCAGGAGGCCUGGGUGGGGCCCGGAAGGAAUGGGCUGUCUGCUUCCAGCACCAGGAGAGGCUGUGUGUUGUCCCAGGCCAGCUGUCCUCUGCUGGGCCCCUGCCAAGCCCUAAGUAGGAGAGACAGCCGGGGAGGGCUUCCUGAAAGAGGCAGUAUGGUGGGAUUGGGGGCUUGUGACUCUCUUCUCUCCAAGGAACCCAGGAAAGCCAGCUGCCUAGGCUAGGACACUAGUGGCCUCUGGAGCAUGCAUGGGCGGUGGUCACAGUUCGCUGGACAGGCCAUCUUGUGAGGGGAGGGGGCUGACGGCAGACCUCAGAAGGAGACGUUGGGGGGAGAGAGGCUUCAGCAAACAGGGUAGAGAGAGCGAGGAAGACACGCUCCCUGGAAGGUGAGACCCUCCGUCCACCUCUCAAAGGCACCCUUAGGGUUGGAGGAAUUGGGGGGGGGGGCCUCUUGUCUUGACACCUGGCGGGCAGAGGAUGCCAGGGAGAGCCUGGGGAUCGCCCAGAUCAGGUGCAAGGGGAGGGGGCCCUCAGGGGGGUGGCGCUGUGUCCCGGCCCCCCAAUGCCGUAUGCCCAACUCUGGCUGGGUUUCAUAAUGUCGUUGCCUUAAUGCACGUGGACGGAAAUUCACCGAGGUCGCCCCAGGCCCCCGGAGUCUGCCCGGCACCACACCCUGCCCCCUCGUCCAUGGGACGGGCGCUAUGGUCGGACGCAGAGCGGGCAACGGACCAGGAACUGGCCCUGUGCCCGCCGGGACCCUCCUCACCCCGUCCCGCGCCCGCCCCUGCCACUCGCUGCCCCGCGGCCCCCGCCCGUGCUGCUGCCUUGGCCAUCUGCACUUUGUUCAUGCUCCAAAGAAUUCUUCAUUUGCCUUCAGUACUGACGUGCCCUUCCGACCACGUAUGCACCCCUGCCCCACAGCCGCUGGGCCUGUUUCGUGAAUGUGUCACCACUGCACACUCGACCCUCGACUCGCGCAUUGUCCGUCUUCUAGGGAUAGACGCCCAGGGAAUGAACUCUAGUUUUGUACGGACCAGCCGAGACACUAACUUCUCAACUCACUGUCCGCUUCACACUCGUCCCCGAGAAUGGGGCCCGGCCUGGGUUUGCCCGGCGGCUUCAGGGGUGGAAUCCAGCAGCAGGGACGCAUGUGAAAAGUUCCGGGAAGUUCUAUUGGACCUGUUCGGAAGCCCAGGGGACCUGUGCACUUAGUAAAACACAGUGAUUCAACCUG
Lutra lutra (Eurasian river otter) is the source of this 7898-nucleotide messenger RNA. It is a transcript of the gene KCNQ2, whose product is annotated as potassium voltage-gated channel subfamily Q member 2. The record is from RefSeq and is a predicted model, not a curated record. Gene Ontology annotation, cellular component: membrane. Gene Ontology annotation, molecular function: voltage-gated potassium channel activity. Gene Ontology annotation, biological process: potassium ion transport; transmembrane transport. Lineage: Eukaryota; Metazoa; Chordata; Mammalia; Carnivora; Mustelidae.